Cyclopterus lumpus (lumpfish) is the source of this 492-nucleotide messenger RNA. RefSeq names its product protein FAM180B. The record is from RefSeq and is a predicted model, not a curated record. The transcript has 3 exons. Bases 1 to 492 code for a protein of 163 amino acids. NCBI's taxonomy places the organism in Eukaryota, Metazoa, Chordata, Actinopteri, Perciformes, Cyclopteridae.
AUGAAUAUAAAAAUACAACUUCAAAUCUGCCUUUGGGUAAUUUUAUGGCUUUUGUUUGUUCUGCAAGAUGCGGCUGCAGGCAGAAGUCCAACUUCUGAAAAAACUGUCUCAUCUUUCUCUGAUGCAAACCUGAUGUUUGAGUUCUUGCUGCGCGGAGUGGCGAUGGACCGAGACAACAACAUCGUCAUGCUCGACGAGGAGAUGGCAUCGAUGAGGCAAGGGCGGGCGUUUCUGUCUCAGAUCAAUGACAACAUACCAAGAAGUCUGAGCUCCAUGCUGCACAUGGCGACCACAUUGGAAGGUCAAAAGAGGGGACGGCCGAUGACUCAGAAUCAGUUUGACACUCUUGUUCUGAGCAUGGUGUACUCGGCGCAGCAAGCCCGGCAUCAGGAGAGAAAAAAGGAACGAACGGCCUGGAGUGAAGUGCUUCAUCAGCUGGCAAACUACACAGUCUAUGAACUACGUGGAAACUAUCUCUUUAGUUAUGCAUGA